Ahaetulla prasina is the source of this 1076-nucleotide messenger RNA. It is a transcript of the gene PLAC8L1, whose product is annotated as PLAC8 like 1. The record is from RefSeq and is a predicted model, not a curated record. Lineage: Eukaryota; Metazoa; Chordata; Lepidosauria; Squamata; Colubridae. The transcript is spliced from 3 exons. The coding region runs from base 59 to 421 and encodes 120 amino acids.
UUCAGCCGAACCUGUAACAAUCCAGCCCUGUGCCACUGGAACCCUUGUUACUUCCAACAUGACAACCCUCUUACACACUGGAGGCAACUGGUCCACUGGUCUAUUUGAUAUCUGCAGUGACAAGACAAUUUGUAUGUGUGGCUUGUUGUGCAGCCCUUGUCUGGAAUGUAGACUUGCGAGCAAGUAUGGUGAGUGCUUUUGCUUCCCAUUGCUACUGGGUUCAACCUUAGCCCUAAGAGCCGGCAUCAGAGAGAGACACAGCAUACAUGGAACUCUCUGCGAAGAUUGGAUGGCAGUUCACUGCUGCUGGCCUUGUGCAAUCUGUCAAAUGGCUCGAGAAAUGAGGAUAAGACCUCUGUUCCAGGUCUACAAAAUGCACCGUUCCCCUCCUCCUCUUCUGACCGAAGAUGUACUUGUUUAAAAAUGCUCUCCCCCUCAUCUCCAGAGGCCCCUUUAAAGGCAAAAAGAUGUUCCGUAUUCUCUUCGCUCCUGCCGCAGUAGUUCAAAGUGCCAUCAGGGCCUCUGGAGUUUGGCACCAUAACAUAUGCAGUCAGUUCUGUUUGCUUUGCAUCGUAUUUAUCCAUAUGGCUUUAUCCAUCUGUGUUGUCAGGACAUUGUCUGAAGUAUUUUGAUAUUUUCCCCUUUCCCAAGAAGCAUGGCUCAGUGUUCAAGCACAAGGGGUUAAAUUCACUUAGGUUUUCUUCUUCAAUCCUUGCACAUCCCUGCAGGGAUUAUGCUUGACAGAUGAUCAGAAGAUACUCUUCAGCUUUGACAAUUUAUGAGUUUAAAUGGUGCUCAUCAUGAACUGGGGCUACUGUUCAUGGAUCAGGCUGUUUGUUUCCAAAAUGUGGCACACAUUUAUAUUUCAGCCAACCUUUUGUUCUGCUUCCAAGAAUCAGAUGUGGACAUAUUCAUACUCCCUGUCUAGGAUAUACUUUCCCGAAAUAACCAGAGGUUCCAGCAAUGUGCAAAUCUUUAGAGCAGGAGGCCACAAUCUUGGGGUGCAGUUGGCAUAUUAGAAAUGUGGGCUCUCUUCCAAAAACUGCUGCAGGGCAUCAACUUAUUCACAGAUUGGA